Molecule: messenger RNA, 609 nt
Organism: Staurois parvus
Lineage: Eukaryota; Metazoa; Chordata; Amphibia; Anura; Ranidae
Source: the annotation of a GenBank genome assembly
AUGGAGGACGGCGAUCCGUCCACGCAACAUGCAGCCGUCAUCAAGGCGGGAUGGCUGGACAAGAACCCGCCGCAGGGCUCAUACAUAUUCCAGAGACGAUGGGUGAAGUUGGACACUGACUACCUCCGGUACUAUGACAGCGACAAGGACAUGUACUCCAAGCGUAUGAUCAAGACAAGCGCCAUAACCAGGGUGGCUUCCAUGGGAGACCAGAAAUUCGAGGUGGCAACGUCCAAUAGGAACUUCAUGUUCCGAGCCGAGAGUGACGCGGAAAGGAACGACUGGGUGAAAGCCUUCCAGCAGAUCCUGGAUGAGCGAAAGACGAAGGUGCUCAGUGCCUCCACCUCGACCCAAGAGAACCCAGACAAAUUCGGCCCCCUGGAGAUGAAAGGGUGUAAGCCCAAGCUGUUUGUGGUGGUGGCGGCGGACAAGGUCUAUCUGUACAAAAAUGGAGAGGAUUUUUUCUCCGGGGUCGGAAUUACCUCCAUUGACAUGAAUGUCGGCAACGUGAAGGAAGUGGACAAGAAGUGCUUCGAUCUGACCACACCGUACAAGACCUUCAGUUUCAUCGCGGACAGCGAGCAGGAGCGGGCGGAGUGGGUGGAAGCC